AUGCUGUCAACAACUCGAGGUUCUGCCGCUCGCUCGCUCUGCCAACACUGGGCGUCACAGAAGCAAUGCCGAUGGAUGUCGUUGGAAGACAAAUCCAAUCUAAACCUUGGCGACCUGUGUGAAAAUAUUGCAGAAGAGCACAAUUUGACAAAAGCCCAAUCGAGAAGAAUCGUAACUUCUCUUUUUGAUAGUAUCACUCAGGCUGUGGCAGACAAGAAGAAGGUGUCCAUUAGCAAUUUUGGCUCUUUUGAGAGUGUGCAUGCCAAAAGCAGAGAAAUGAGAAACAUACAAACAGGCGAGAAGUACAUUACCGCAGCCAAAGAACGGGUCAAGUUCAAGCCGUAUACCCACUUCAAAGAUGAGGUCAACAAGUGA
Messenger RNA from Seminavis robusta, 375 nucleotides. The record is from the annotation of a GenBank genome assembly. NCBI's taxonomy places the organism in Eukaryota, Bacillariophyta, Bacillariophyceae, Naviculales, Naviculaceae.